CGGAACUAUCGUGCGGCAGCAAUCGUGCGCGCGCUCCCUGUUUCUGUCCCUUUCUGUCAUGGCUGCGCUCACAGUGAGAGCAGAUCAGUACACAUGUGUGAAGACAACAACAACCGAAUGGUUACAUCACAUCUGAAGCUUUGGAGAAUCACCCACGAUGAGCAUGUAUAAAUCAGGUUUGGACAUGCUCAGAUGUGCUCUGAGAUCCACGUCGCUGUGGACAUCUGAGUCUUUUAGACGGACACAGAUGUCUUUAUGUUAUAAAAGCAGAAGCUUUGCUGUAUCAUCUCAGCUGGGAAGAAAACACAUUCAAGGACACACAUUAAAACAAGUCCGGUAUUACAGUCAGGGUGGUUACGAUGUUCUUAAUGUUCCGACUAAGCAAACUGCAGCUUCUACAGAGACCAGCGAACCCCUGAAUAAAGCAGAAAGGACUCCUAUCUACAGCCAUUUGCAGAACUGUUUUUGCCCCACUGAUGUGCUGGACACGUUAAAGCAGUUCCCAGCGUCGCAGCAUCUCAUCAGCAACAUCUUCACACGCAUGUGGGAGAGCACAAAGAAAUUGACGGAUGAGCAGCGGAGCUGUGAGCUGCGGCUGAUGUAUGAGCACCCGGGGUUUGAGGAGGUCUGUGAACGGGCUGCGGCCGAAGCCUGGCGCAUGAAGAGCGAUGAUCUGGCCUACACUCUGCUGGGCAUGGUCAACCUGGGAGUUUCACAAAACACGCGUGUUGUGCAGACGCUGCUGCGUGUUAUACAGGAACGGCUGAAUCAGUUUGAAAUAAAAGCUCUUUCGGUGUUGGCUGGCUGUAUACGGGAGAUGGAGGACUGUAGGAACGUUCAGGCCCUAAAGGAGGCUUUAAGGUUGUUGCUGAAGGAUCGUAUUCCUGAGAUCCAGAGCGUGGUUGUCCUGCAGAGCAUGAUGCGUGCGGUGGGCAAAAACUCUCCGGUACACCUGAAGAAACAGCUGGCGAUAAAGACUCUGUCAUUGGCAGAUGAGUUUAAUCCACCCAACAGCCAGUACAUGUUCUCCAGCCUGGCUUCCAUGGGCCUGAACUUCAAACCUCUGCUGGAUGUCUGCAGCAAGAACAUAGCUGAAAAUGUGCAUGAAUUUCCCUUCGGUAGGCUUCUGUCCGUACUGAAGUCCUGCCAUGAGCUUCGCUACAGAAACCACACCCUCUUCAGCUCUGUCUCCGAGUACAUGGCCAACACGUUUGAUAUGUGGAACAACAAACAGGUUAUUCUCAUUCUAGUAUCAUUUGAGGAUCUCUUGUUCAGACCUGUGGUCCUGUUGGAUGCAUUUGUGGAGAGAAUCAUCGAGAACCCUGACAGUCUGACCCUGAAAGACCUUCUUAGUGUUUUAAAAGUCUAUUCGCUCCUCAAUCAUGACCUGAAAGAGAAAAAAACAGAGUUUCUGGCCAGUUUAACGAAGGUCUUAGAGUCCUACCUUCCAAAGAUGUCCUCCAACGACCUACUGAAAGCCAUUUACUGUCUGGCAUUGCUGGAGCACGUCCCUCAAACCCUACUGGAUAAACUGCUACUGCAGGAAACCCUGGACCAAAUACUACAGAAAGGCAACCGGUCAAAUAAGGUUCAGAGGUGGCUGCACAUGUUGGGUCUGUGUCUGCGACUGGAUCAACCUCAGUUGCCACACUCCCUGAGGUCUAUCCCAGACUUCCACUUCACAGUUCCUGCUCAUAAAGUCCCAGUCAACCAGGAAAUGCUCAGUGCAAUCAGGAGCAUUGUGGGAGAUGAUGCGGUUCAGGACAGUGUGCUGGAGGAGAGCUUCUACUUCAUUGACUUUGUGAUUACUCUGCCUCGUCCAAAACAAGAAACCUGCGACCUCCAUGCAGAGGAUUCUGGGUCACCUGAAUGUGCCCAAAGGAUUGCGGUGGUCUGCGCUCCACCUACUGCAUUUUGCUUUGGCACAACACAUCCUCGAGCCGGCUUGGUUGUCAAACUUCGGCAUCUCGAAAAACUUGGUUAUAAACCUGUUUUGGUUCCUGUCCUUGAGCUCAACUCUAAAACUGAGGAAGAGAAGAUUCAGAUGCUACAGAAGCUCAUUUUUCCAGAACAGGAAUCCUCUGGAACGCAGGAAAUGCUGAACGACAGUCCAAAAGCAGAGUGAAUCUCAUUACAGUUCCUG
This is a messenger RNA of Rhinichthys klamathensis goyatoka, 2143 nucleotides long. RefSeq names its product FAST kinase domains 2 (gene fastkd2). The coding region runs from base 158 to 2125 and encodes 655 amino acids. Gene Ontology annotation, biological process: mitochondrial RNA processing; regulation of mitochondrial mRNA stability. Gene Ontology annotation, molecular function: RNA binding. NCBI's taxonomy places the organism in Eukaryota, Metazoa, Chordata, Actinopteri, Cypriniformes, Leuciscidae. Gene Ontology annotation, cellular component: ribonucleoprotein granule; mitochondrial matrix. The record is from RefSeq and is a predicted model, not a curated record. The transcript has 12 exons.